GAGAAAACUGCGUAUCUGACAGGGGACGUGUAGAGCAACUCUCUCUGCGUUGCAUGCACGGUGUGGAUAUUUCCUGUACUUUCAUGUUAAAAGAAAACUAAAUUUUACGUUCGGACGAGGUUUGUGGCUUUCCUCUCCAGAAUAUCCUGCUUUUACAUGGUAACAGAGAGCUGAAGACAGAGGGUGCUGAAGAUGGCAGUUUGGAUCCAGGCCCAGCAACUCCAGGGGGAUGCGCUGCACCAGAUGCAGUCCCUCUACGGCCAGCACUUCCCCAUCGAGGUGCGCCAUUACCUGUCCCAGUGGAUCGAGGGCCAGCUGUGGGACUCGAUCGACUUGGAGAACCCGCAGGAGGAGUUCAAGGCCAAGCGGAUGCUGGACGGCCUGAUCCAGGAGCUGCAGAACAAGGCCGAGCACCAGAUGGGGGAGGACGGCUUCCUGCUGAGAAUCAAACUGGGCCACUAUGCCACUCAGCUGAAGAGCACGUAUGACCGGUGUCCGCUGGAGCUGGUGCGGUGUAUCAAACACAUCCUGUACACUGAGCAGAGGCUGGUGCGGGAAGCCACAAAUUCCAACUCCCCGGGGGGCGGGAUGCUGGACACCAUGUCUCAGAAGUACCAGCAGAUCAACCAGGCCUUCGAGGAGCUCCGCGUGAUGACGCAGGACACGGAGACCGACCUGCGCAAGCUGCAGCACAACCAGGAGUACUUCAUCAUCCAGUACCAGGAGAGCCUGCGAAUUCAGGCCCAGCUGAGCAGUCUGUCCACCCUGCCCCCGGCCGACCGGCUGCUGAGGGAGCCCACCCUGCAGAGCAAGAGGGCCACCGUGGAGGCCUGGCUCACCCGGGAGGCCAACACACUACAGAAAUACAGACUGGACCUGGCAGAGAAACACCAAAAGACCCUACAGCUGCUCCGGAAGCAGCAGACCAUCAUCCUGGAUGACGAGCUGAUUCAGUGGAAGAGGCGCCAACAGUUGGCAGGGAACGGGGGUCCGCCCGAGGGGGGGCUGGACGUCCUGCAGUCCUGGUGUGAAAAGCUGGCGGAGAUGAUCUGGCAGAACCGGCAGCAGAUCCGGAGAGCCGAGCAUCUGAGGCAGCAGCUGCCCAUCCCCGGCCCCAUCGAGGAGCUGCUGACCGAGCUGAACAGCACCAUCACAGACAUCAUCUCAGCACUGGUCACAAGCACCUUCAUCAUCGAAAAGCAGCCCCCGCAGGUCCUGAAGACGCAGACAAAGUUUGCCGCCACCGUGCGGCUCCUGGUAGGGGGGAAGCUGAACGUCCAUAUGAACCCCCCUCAGGUUAAAGCCACCAUCAUCAGCGAGCAGCAGGCCAAGGCGCUCUUAAAGAACGAGAACACCAGGAAUGACAGCAGUGGUGAGAUCCUCAACAACAACUGCGUAAUGGAGUACCACCAGACCACUGGGACACUCAGCGCCCAUUUCAGGAACAUGUCUUUGAAGCGGAUCAAGCGCUCAGACAGGCGUGGGGCGGAGUCGGUCACGGAGGAGAAAUUCACCAUUCUGUUCGAGUCGCAGUUCAGUGUGGGAGGCAACGAGCUAGUAUUUCAAGUCAAGACAUUAUCACUUCCCGUGGUUGUGAUUGUCCACGGUAGCCAAGACAACAAUGCCACAGCAACAGUACUAUGGGACAAUGCUUUUGCUGAGCCGGGUCGGGUUCCUUUCAUCGUUCCCGAUAAGGUGCUGUGGCCACAGCUGUGCGAGGCGCUCAACAUGAAGUACAAGGCCGAGGUGCAGAGUAACCGGGGGCUGUCGGAGGACAACCUGGUCUUCCUGGCUCAGAAGGCCUUCAGCAGCUCCAGCGUCAACUCCGAAGACUACCGCAACAUGACCAUGUCCUGGUCACAGUUCAACAGGGAAAGCUUACCCGGUCGGAACUUCACGUUUUGGCAAUGGUUUGACGGGGUGAUGGAGCUCAUGAAGAAGCAUCUGAAGCCACACUGGAACGACGGGGCCAUCUUGGGCUUUGUGAACAAGCAGCAGGCCCAGGACAUGCUCAUGUCCAAACCCAACGGGACCUUCCUGCUGCGCUUCAGCGACUCUGAGAUCGGGGGCAUCACCAUCGCCUGGGUGGCCGAGAACCCCAACAAACCAGGAGAGAGGAUGGUGUGGAACCUCAUGCCCUACACAACCAAAGACUUCUCCAUCCGCUCCCUGGCCGACCGCAUCAGCGACCUCAACCACCUGCUGUUCCUCUACCCCGACCGGCCCAAGGAUGAGGUCUUCUCCAAAUAUUACACCCCUCCUCACUCGAAAGCAGUGGACGGCUACGUCAAACCGCAGAUCAAACAAGUUGUGCCAGAGUUCACCACAGCCAGUCCGGACCCAUCUGGAGCCAACCCCACCUACAUGGAUCAUGCAGCCUCCCCAUCUGUCAGUCACCCUCACAACUAUGGCAUUUACCCUCCCAUGGGUGAUUCGAUGCUGGAUGGAGAUGGGGAGUUUGACCUGGAAGACACCAUGGAUGUUGCCAGGCACGUGGAGGAACUGCUACGUCGGCCAAUGGAAAACCAGUGGAGCGGUCAACAGUCAUGACCCUUGACCUCUGACCCCUGACCCUAUACCGCACCAAAAGAAAGCACCCUUUAAUUUUCUGAUGUUUUGAUUCCAUUGUUGUUUUUAUUUCUGUUUAUUUCAAAUAACCACAAUGUGAAAUGUUAAUAAUGGUUGAUAAUCAGAGUAUUUUUGUUGUUGUUGGUUUCUCUUAUAAUCAUGCUCAUCAAGUGGCGAUAGGACUUUGUCUUAGAUUCUAUCCCCUAUGUGCCUGUUAAAGAGAUAAACAGAAAAAAAUUAAUUGAACAAUACUGCUAAAACAUUAAAUAUAUUUCCCCAGUCAAAUUUGAAACUAAUAAUAAAACAAUAAUAAUAUUAUUAUUAUUAUACUGAAAAGCACACGUUGGGAUGGGAAAACAACAACAAAGAAAAUGCUAUCUAAAAAGGAAAAAAAUGUGGGUCGAUGUUUUUAAUUUAAUGGUUCGGAAGCUGUAUCAAAAUUUCGAAAAACUGCCUUAUAGAUGACAUCAUUAUUAUUGUGUCAUGAUGACGUGAUGUAAUUGAGGCUGUUGGUUUUUUUUUUUUGGUUUUUUUUUUUUAAACAAUUAUUUCCAAGUGCUCAGUACUUGGUGGUGAAUUUUGUGUUCAAAUCCUGUAUUUGUUCCAGGGUGCCCAUGCCUGUGUGGAGACAGACUCAUGCGACUCUCACGCGACUGGAGGCCUCAGGCCAACCUGAGCUCUGGCACCAGACCCCUCCAGUGUUUCCCAUCUCAUCCCUGUAGUACACUAACACUUGACCGCGUCUAGGUUAAGUGUUCCUCUGUAUCCUCGGCCCCUUGCCGCGUUGCACCUCACGGCAAUGUCCUUCGCCGUCUGCUCUGUUCGUGUUUGUGCCACCGUCAGUGUUAACAGAGGUGUGUUGUGUUUGUAUGGUUGUUAAAUGUGCACAUGAAGGCCUGUGAUGCACCCGGAAUUACGCAGUGGCCCCAUUGCUCUGUGCACCCCCCCCCCCCCCCCCCUUCCGUACCAACACACGUCCAGUUCCAGCGAUUACCUUACGCAGCUGCGAGAGCAGAAAGUAGACACAAGUGAAGUAAACAAAGGAGUAUGACACGUGAAGGCAGCGCUGUUAACGCCUCUCGUCUCGCAUUCUGUACAAUAUCUUCAUGUGACUGCCUGAAUUUUCAAAAACGCAAAGAUGUCCUUUUGACUAUAUUAGCCAAACGUUUUACCAUCCAUCAGUGUUUACAAUGUCUAAAGCAGUGACUACAUUUACAAACAUUGCUUCUCUUGCUGACCUGUAAGGUUUGUUUUUGUUUGUUUGUUUUUUUUUUUUUUUUUCUUUGUCUUUGAAGUGAUGGUGAUAUCAUUGUUUUGCAAUCAUGGUCUGUGUUUGGACUUGGACUUAUCUCUGUGUCAGUUCAUACUGAGCAUGUGUAGCUGGAACCCUUUGUUGGCCUGAGUCUGAAGUGUAAAACACCUGCAUCUUAUCGUCAAAGACAAUUGCACAUUUCAGUGAGUCCAAAUCGUCCCAAAGUUCCCUCCCACCGCUUGCUGCGGAUCACAAUCAUAUAAAAGCCAUAAGGGCUCUGGACAGAACUGUGACAGGUGGAUGUAUCAAAAAAAAGGAGACGGAGAAAAUGUGUAUAUGAAGUUUUCUUUAAGAUAAUGCUAUUUUAAUAACAUGUAAAUCUAUUGCAAGAUUACAAAUAUGAGGGGGGAAUGGCCAACAAUGCAACCUUGGAUUUUCAUCAAAAGAAAUAAAAACAGCGGGAUAGUCAAUGUGGAAUCAGUAGCAGAAUAAAGAUUUGGUGCUUUUGUUUGUUUGACAGACAUCGUUGAAACUUUUUUUUUCUUUCAUGUAAAGGAUUUUUUUUUUUUUGUUUGCUGAUUGAAAGAGGGUCAAGUGACACGAGAAGUUAGAAUAUGCCUUUUAUUUUAAUUUUUACUUUUAUUGUUAUUUUAAAUUCUGAUCGUUCUCUUGUCUCACCUAGCCUAUGUGUAAUCUCAAAUAUCUUGUCGAUGGAGUGUAGUCUGUCUCAUGUUUGUUCUUCAUUUGUGUUUGGUUUUAGUACCUGGAUGUAAGUUGAGAGGAAACAAUUGGAAAUAAAGUUUUAUAAAUAAUUUUAACAUUAAAAA
Conger conger (European conger) is the source of this 4647-nucleotide messenger RNA. It is a transcript of the gene stat5a, whose product is annotated as signal transducer and activator of transcription 5a. Lineage: Eukaryota; Metazoa; Chordata; Actinopteri; Anguilliformes; Congridae. The record is from RefSeq and is a predicted model, not a curated record. The transcript has 20 exons. Gene Ontology annotation, biological process: cell surface receptor signaling pathway via JAK-STAT; regulation of transcription by RNA polymerase II; defense response. Gene Ontology annotation, molecular function: DNA-binding transcription factor activity, RNA polymerase II-specific; RNA polymerase II cis-regulatory region sequence-specific DNA binding. The coding region runs from base 193 to 2550 and encodes 785 amino acids.